This is a messenger RNA of Ixodes scapularis (black-legged tick), 654 nucleotides long. RefSeq names its product E3 ubiquitin-protein ligase MARCHF2. Lineage: Eukaryota; Metazoa; Arthropoda; Arachnida; Ixodida; Ixodidae. The transcript has 3 exons. The coding region runs from base 1 to 654 and encodes 217 amino acids. Gene Ontology annotation, biological process: protein ubiquitination. The record is from RefSeq and is a predicted model, not a curated record. Gene Ontology annotation, molecular function: ubiquitin-protein transferase activity; zinc ion binding.
AUGGAGGACAACCCGCCCCCGAACGAACAUCAGCAGCAGUCAACGGACAGCAGUCGGGCCAAUGAGCCCGUGUGCCGGAUCUGCUACCGGCGCUCGGACACCGAGCAGGGUGGCCUGAUAGCGCCCUGCUGCUGCAAGGGCUCCAUCGGCCUGACCCACCAGAGCUGCAUGGAGCGGUGGCUGCGCGAGCGCAACACCGAGCAGUGCGACGUCUGCCUUCAUCGCCUCAAGGUGCUCAGGAAGCCACAGCCACUGCGCCGGUUCUUCGCGGAAGCCGACCACCGGAGGGACAUCGCUCGAAUGGUCCUCAACCUCGUCACGUGCGUCGGUGACUUCAUGGUUCUCACAUUCGCCUGGCUGUACGCCUCGGGCUACCUACGAGGCAAGGGAUGGCUGGUCUACGUUCUCCUGAUUGCGGCGCUCUUUGUGCAGACCGCCUUCUGGAUUGCAGUGGCGAUCAUCCGUGCCUGGACCUGCUAUGAGCCUAUUCGCAAGUGGCGGAAGCGCACGGCGACUGUGAAGCUGCUCGUACAAGGUUCGCAGGGUGCGUCAUCGGGGACGGACCUAGCGACGGCAGAGGAAGGCUCGGUGUCCGCGCUGCGCAAGACGUCUGAGGUCACUGCAUCCCCGACACCUCCUAUUGGAGAUCAGUAA